Molecule: messenger RNA, 597 nt
Organism: Rodentolepis nana
Lineage: Eukaryota; Metazoa; Platyhelminthes; Cestoda; Cyclophyllidea; Hymenolepididae
Source: the annotation of a GenBank genome assembly
AUGACUGAAUUUCUUUUUUUUCGACCAGAGAGAUGCAUCAAUCCUUCCUGUAUUACUUUCAAUCUUUCUGAGAGUGUUCAUUCCGAAGAAUCACCCGUGAGUCUUGCCCCGCCAAUCAAUGCUCUGCUGUCAGAAGCUCCCACCACCCUCUCUCGAGCAGCAGCAAACUCCACAAUUAUCCUGGGUUACCCUCGCAUUGUUAUCGAAAGUGAGGCACACUCGCUGAGCCCCCCCGCUGAGAUGACCAAUGAGCUGGAACAUUCGAGCCACUCGAAUGAUAGGAUUGCAAUUGCAAGAGAAAGGGUAAAUCCAAGUUUGUCGACUCAACAGGAGAAGGAGGAAAGAAUCUCGAAACUCCGUCAAAUGCACCUGAGAGCACUCGAGUUUCGUAGAUCAUUCCGACCGGUUAGGAAACUUAAAAGACAAGUACGGUGCUCCACUGAGCAGAACCAAAGGAGGUUCUCCUCUCCGAGUGCUUCACAAAGAUUAAAAACUAUUGUUCCCGAAGUGAGAUCUCUCUCGACCACCGCUGCUCCAAAUCCCGCUGUUUUAGUCCAAGUUUUAUCAACUGGUGAAAAAGACAACAAUUGCCAAUGA